AUGGGCAAGAUCCGCGUCGGCAUCGUCGGCCUGUCCAGCAAGCCCGGUGCCUGGGCGGCCCUGGCGCAUCUUCCGCGACUGGCGUCGUCGCCCAACUUUGAGAUUGUCGCCAUGUGCAAUUCGACCCUCGAGUCGACCAAGGCGGCCAUCAAAGCACACAACCUCCCGGACUCGGUCAGGCCGUAUGACUCGUACGACGGCAUCGCCGCGGACCCGGACGUCGACCUCUUUGUCGUCUCGACCCGUGUCGACAGCCACUACGACGUGGUCGUCCCGGCGUUGAAAGCGCACCGAAACGUCUUUGUCGAGUGGCCACUCGCGACGACGACAGACGAGGCAAAGAAGAUGGCCGCGCUCGCGAGAGAAGCCGGCGUGCGGACCAUGAUCGGGUUCCAGGCCCGCGCGUCGCCUUCGAUCCGCAAGAUCAAGGAGCUCGUCGACACGGGCAGCCUGGGCGAGAUCCACAGCGUGCAUUACCACGGCGUCAUCAACAACUGGCACGACAACGCCGCCGACGAGCGGUACGCGCACUUCCUGCAGCGGAAAGUCGGCGCGAACCCUCUCACCAUCUACGGCGGGCACGCGCUCGACUCGAUCUUCUUCGCCGUCGGGGAACUCAAGCCGGGCACCUACCGACCCCUGGCCGUCAACCUGCGGCCGAAGAUGCCCAUCCAACGCGCCGACGGGACGAUAUCGCCCGACGUCUUCGACAAAGACACCCCCGACCAGAUCUGCCUGCAGGGCCAGCUGGCGCGCGACCCGCCCGCCGUGCUGAGCUUCCACCUGCGCGGGGGCGCGCGGUUCCCCUCCUCGCCCGGCUCGACGUGGGAGAUCUACGGCACCACGGGCGUGCUGGUCGUCACGUUCGCCAGCGCGGGGCCCCAAAUGGCCAAAGCCACGAGCAUGCGCCUGUACCGCACCGAGUCCAAAACCGUCGAGGAGAUCGCGGUCGACGAGGGCGGCGACGAGUGGACCGCCCUGCCCAACCAGGGCCAGAACAUCGGGAGGCUCUACGAGGCGUAUGCCCUAGGUGAGGGGUACGGGGAUUUCGAGCUGGCCGUAAAGAGACACGAGUUGUUGGAUGAGUUUUGGGCGUCGAUGGACGGUGUGCAGGGGGGUUCUUUGUGA
Molecule: messenger RNA, 1128 nt
Organism: Fonsecaea nubica
Lineage: Eukaryota; Fungi; Ascomycota; Eurotiomycetes; Chaetothyriales; Herpotrichiellaceae
Exons: 1
Coding region: 1-1128 (375 amino acids)
Molecular function (GO): nucleotide binding
Source: RefSeq, a predicted model, not a curated record